CAACAACGACAGUAUACAACUGCACUUUAUCUUAAGUUAAAAAAUGCUCACUUAUUCUCAUAAUAUCAAUCAAACAGUAACAGCAACUUAUCCUCCUAUAUAUUUGUGCAUAGGCUUUUUCUUAAAUUCAGCAACCAACUUUUGAACUCCUUUUAUGCAAGCAUGGGCUACAAGCAACUCUCAGUUGUGCUUUUAGUUGUCUUUCUCUAUCAUGAACUUGCUUUUUCUUCAUCCACAUUACCUCAAUUGUGCAACAAAGAUCAAAGUAUUUCCCUUCUAAAAUUCAAGCAGAUGUUUACUGUAGAUCCCUCUGCUUCUCAUUUCUGUAGUGACUAUGGUCAGAACUCUUAUCCGAAAACAAGUACAUGGAAUAUGAGCAGAGAUUGUUGUUUAUGGGAUGGCGUGACAUGCGAUGAGUUCACUGGCCAUGUCAUUGAACUUGAUCUCAGUUGCAGCCAACUUAAAGGGAUUAUUGAUUCUAACAGCAGCCUAUUCCAGCUCUCUCAUCUCCAAAGGCUUGACCUUUCUUCUACUUACUUCUUUCCUUCGGAAAUCUCACCUCUAUUUGGCAGGUUUUCGAGCUUGACUCAUCUCGAUCUUUCUUACUCAUAUUUCACAGGUGAAAUUCCUUCUGAAAUCUCUCAUCUUUCCAAGUUACAGUCUCUUUAUUUAUUAGGCAAUGCGCUCAGUCUUGGACCUCACAAUUUCAAAUUGCUUCUUCAGAAUUUGACCCAAUUAAGAGAGCUUGAUCUUAGUGAAGUAAGCAUCUCUUCCACCAUUCCUCUAAAUAUCUCUUAUCAUAUAACAACUCUGACGCUUGCGUAUACAGGAUUGCAUGGGGCAUUACCUGAGAGUAUUUAUCACUUGCCAAACUUGGAAAUUCUUGAUUUAGAUUCCAAUUUUCAGCUCAGUGGUUAUUUUCCAAAGACCAAAUGGAACAGCAGUGCAUCUCUCAAGGUGUUAUUUCUCUCUGAAGUGAAUUUUUCUGGUGAUUUUCUUCCCGAAUCUCUUGUCUAUCUAACUUCCUUGCUGGGACUGAAUCUUAAUUUUUGCAAUCUCUCGGGGCUGAUUCCGGAAUCUCUUUGGAAUCUCACUCGUAUAGAGUAUAUGGACCUUCGAUAUAACGAUUUUGGAGGACCAAUUCCUCUAUUUAUAAGUGGACUGCAGAAUCUGGAGGAACUUUGGCUAUCAAAUAACAACCUGAAUGGAGAAAUACCAUCCUGGAUAUACACACUUCCAUCACUAACUAAACUAGGAUUGAGGGAUAACCACUUUUCUGGUCAACUUGAGGAUUUCAAGUCCAAUUCACUAAUCAACAUUUCAUUAGGAGGCAAUCAGUUGCAAGGCCAUCUUCCCAAGUCAAUUCAAAACCUUGUGAAUCUAACAAUUUAAGUGGCAAUGUAGACGUCAGC
Messenger RNA from Nicotiana tabacum (common tobacco), 1412 nucleotides. Lineage: Eukaryota; Viridiplantae; Streptophyta; Magnoliopsida; Solanales; Solanaceae. The record is from RefSeq and is a predicted model, not a curated record.